Molecule: messenger RNA, 3540 nt
Organism: Paracoccidioides brasiliensis Pb18
Product: histone deacetylase
Exons: 1
Coding region: 1-3540 (1179 amino acids)
Cellular component (GO): nucleus
Molecular function (GO): histone deacetylase activity
Source: RefSeq, a predicted model, not a curated record
AUGGACCGGUCUCAUCGAGAGCAUCCUAGCAGCCCGUCGCCUGCGGCCGGGCUCCAAGGGAGGCUGUCAACCAAACACGCAGACAAACUGGCAAGCUCCUUUACUCGCCUCUCAAUUGCAACAGGUUCUGUUAUAGUCAGUCCAUCCUCGACGCCUUCCCCUUCGCCGUACCAGUCACCUUCUCGUUUCAUUGACAGGAACAUUCCCUUCUCACGUCAUAACUCGCCGUCGAGAGCUCUAGCCAACCACCCGUACGUUCCUCGAAGGACCCCCAGUACCAGUUCGUUGAGAGAGGAAAGAAGAGGUUCUACCUCGUCUCUUCAGAAACGAUCAUCGGUCAGCUCACUACGAUCUGUUCAAAACUAUAGUGGAAACGGUGUUACCCCCCAGCGACCCAGCCUAUCGCGACGUGCCUCUUCAAACUUCCUUUCUACCACAUCUUCUAGCAUGCGCCCCAAGUCCCCCAUAGUGUGCCCUGAUUCCCCGAUCCAGCCUUUGGUGCCAACCGCCUCCUCCAUCGCCAAUAGCCAUUUCAAGAAGGAGUUGGCUUUGCAUCAAUCCGCGGACCUGCACUCCAAAACUCUCGUCAUUGUACAAGAUGCCUGCUACGGACACAGGUUUUCGCGCCCAAGAACCUCCAAGGCCGGCUUGGAACAAAUUGUCGAACGCCCAGAGCGCUUACUUGCUAGUGUUCUGGGUGUAUCAACCGCAUAUAUUCGUAUGGGAAGGAGGUAUGAUGACGGCCAGUUUGCACCACAUCCGGACCUUGAUCUUCGGUCACUUCCCAUCCCACCCUUUCAAGUCCGGAAGACGACGCGCACUAUGCCAAUUAAUUCCCCUGCGGUUACACAUGUCCAUGGAAUAAAAUGGAUGGACGAACUACGAGUUAUGUGUGAUGCCGCCGAAUCUCGUCUUGCAUUGAAUGGAAAGGAGUUGGUUCGCCCCAGCAGUUCAGGGAAGGACAAUCAUAGCUCAACAAGCCUCCCAAAACUCCACGAGGGCGACCUGUAUUUGUGUUCAGAGUCCCUGAAUGCCUUUGAAGGUGCGUUGGGAGGAGUCUGCGAAGCGGUAGAUGUCGUGUUUGGGCCGACGUCGACCACUCGCGCUUUCGUGAGCAUUCGACCUCCCGGCCACCAUUGUUCAGCAGACUAUCCAUCCGGGUUUUGCUGGCUUAAUAAUGUUCAUGUUGGUAUUACUCAUGCUGCAAUGUCUCAUGGUCUCACUCAUGCUGCAAUCAUUGAUUUUGAUUUACACCACGGAGACGGAUCGCAGGAGAUUACUUGGGAGCAGAACCGGAAGGCAAAAACCGCUUCGAAAAACGCUCCUCUGCACAAGAAGAUGACCAUCGGCUAUUACAGUCUGCAUGACAUUAACUCGUAUCCUUGUGAAAGCGGCGACCUGGACAAAGUUCGUAAUGCUAGCCUCUGUAUCGACAACGCCCAUGGACAGUCUAUCUGGAACGUCCAUCUAGAACCCUGGAAAAGUUCGGCUAGCUUUUGGGAGCUGUAUAAUGAAAAAUAUACAAUUCUUCUUGAAAAGGCUCGAAAGUUUCUUAGAUCCCAUACCCUACGUUUGUUAAAUUCACAAAAUCAGGCACCACCCAAGGCAGCAAUAUUCAUAUCAGCAGGUUUCGAUGCUAGUGAGUGGGAAGGAGUUGGUAUGCAACGACACAAGGUCAACGUACCCACGGACUUUUAUGCCAAGUUUACUUCAGAUAUUGUACGGAUGUCUGAAGAGGAAGGUUUAGGUGUUGAUGGGAGGGUUAUUAGUGUUCUGGAAGGGGGAUACUCUGACAGAGCUCUAAUCAGUGGUGUGCUCAGCCAUCUCUCAGGGCUUGCGGAUAGCCAGACCAGCAUUUAUGAAAAUGGAGACAACCGCCUUGCUACUGAGAUGUUUGGUCGCCUUGGUUUGGAUGAUGUUCCCAAGGCGGUUCCGGAGGAAGUUUCUUCAUUUGAUACUCAAUGGUGGAAACUUCCUCUGCUAGAAGAAAUAGAACGUCUUGCAAACCCACCACCACCACCUCCAGCCCCAACUCACAAAUCUCUUGAAAAAGGACCUCCUACAUAUUGUUCUCCCACGCAGGCGUCAGCGGCCAAAAUCGUCAUCCCCUCGCGAGACCGCAGAUCAAUUUCAUCUCAGCUAAGUGCUGGUGACGGUGGUUACAUGCGCCCACCCCUCCCGGUCAUUGACUGGGCAACGGCGGCGUAUGAGAUGUCGAAAACCCUCAUUCCUACAGACCGCCAGACAGUGAGCUUCCACCACUCGGAGCUGAAGGCUGAAGGUGCUCGUACACGACGGGACCGGCACUCAACUUCGAAUUUUUCAGAAUUACAGCCUGUAGAUGACAGGAGAUCUAUGCAGUUGAGGGAGAGAAAACUAAAGUCACCCUCGCCGGAGCUACAAAUUACCAAACGGUCUUCUCAAGCUUUGCGACGAACCACCAUUGCAUCAGUCAGUGACCUACCCGAAUCAUCUACCGUCACAUCUUCUGCAAGUAGCAACCAAAAUUUGAACCAUGUUUAUUCUCGGAAUUCACGACGACUAAGUGUAACCUCGACCGUGGCAUCCACUAUCGGUGGAAACCCUAGUAAGGGCAGAGUGGAAGGAACUUCACCAUCUUCAAAUGGGGAUAGUAACCGCACGCUAAAUUCACUCCCAGGAACUUCAAACAGGAAGCCUGCGGAAUUGGUAACAGUUAAAUCCCGAGUUACGGGUGUCCGGUCUAGUCCAAGAAAAGCGGCACCACCCCCACAAGCACGAACGAUCGGUGGAAGUCCAAUUCCACCCUUCGAUUCAUCUUCUAUCAAUACGGAUACAGCAGAGCAUGAACUAACUAAACUUUCCGCCGGUAUUAAGAAAUUAAGCAUUAAGCUUAAAGUUCCCAGCCCAGAAGAGCAUGUAGCCAGAGAAGAGGAGCGACUGAAAGUUAGCGCAAACAAAUUCACCUCCAGAAAGACUAGAAAGACUCAAGCACCCAAAACGUCUAGAUCAAGAAGCACGAAAUCCAGCGCGAAGACACUACGCCCUGGCACCUCGUUGGGCGAGGCUCCUGCCCCUCCUGUUGUACUAUCUGCUGCUUCGGGUCAUGUUAAGCAGGAAGCGGGUCCCCCUGCGGCACUUGCAAACCCUGACAUUGAAAUGAUCCAUACCCCAGAUUUAACGACUACACCAUUCUCCGCCAAGUUGAAUAAUGGGGCAGCUAUAUCUGUAUGGCCAUCAGAACCAGGAAUGCAGCAGACCCAACAGAAGCCUUCGAAGCGCUUGUCACCUGAUGGGAUCUUCACACCUCAUAUUUCCCAACCUCUCACUCCUCGAUCUCGAUCCCUCGGAAACUCGCAGCAACCUCAAACCACCAUCAAGUCACCGCCUACCUCGAUGGGCUAUAAGUCUGCUACACAACAGCAACAGCAACAGCAGCAAACUACUAAUACACAACUUACUGUUUUCACGUCCACUUCCGCUAUACCUUUCGCUACUUCAUCCGCCGUUUCUAGUGCGGCCCCUCCAGGCCCACGCCAGGAGAAUCGUCGAGAGCAGUGA